This is a messenger RNA of Notechis scutatus (mainland tiger snake), 2237 nucleotides long. RefSeq lists its product as uncharacterized. NCBI's taxonomy places the organism in Eukaryota, Metazoa, Chordata, Lepidosauria, Squamata, Elapidae. Gene Ontology annotation, cellular component: multivesicular body. The record is from RefSeq and is a predicted model, not a curated record.
UGCAAGGCCCCAAAGGAAGCCUUGGUCCUCCAGGGAAGAUGGGGCCGGCUGGACCAGCAGGACAAAAAGGGUCUCAAGGGAAUACUGGACCGAAAGGAGAUACUGGACAAAUAGGACCACGUGGAAUUCAGGGUUUGCAGGGCCCUCUUGGAAAAGUGGGCCCUUCCGGACCAAAAGGUAACAUUGGCCCACAAGGUGAGAAAGGUGUCAAAGGAGAAAUAGGUCUCAAAGGAGCCCUUGGCCCUCCAGGACCUCAAGGCAAAGUAGGUGCCCCUGGACCAGCUGGGGCCAAAGGAUCAGUGGGUGAAAAGGGAAUGAAAGGGGACACAGGUGUCAAAGGACUUCAAGGACCACCAGGUCCCCAAGGGCCAGUGGGAAAACCUGGUUCUCCUGGGACCAAAGGAGAUAGGGGUGCCACGGGUGAAAAGGGAAUAAAAGGCGAUAGUGGUCUCUCAGAGGUCAAUCUUUUGAAGACUAAAGUUAGCGCACUGGAAGGACAGCUGAAAUCUCUGCAGGCCAGCUUUUCCAAAUACCAAAAAGUUACCGAAUUCCCAGGCGGACGCACAGUAGGCAGCAAAGUGUUCAAAACCAGCGGCUAUGAAGGCAACUUCGAUGACUUGAGGCAGAGGUGCGCACAGGCCGGAGGCCAGCUCGCGACCCCGAGAAAUGCCGCGGAGAACGAUGCCAUCCAAAAGAUUGUGUUGCUCUACAACAAAGCGGCCUUCCUUGGCAUAACUGACUUAAAGACCAAAGGGACCUUUAAGUACCUGAACGAUCAGCCGCUCAUUUACAUCAACUGGUUGCCCGGGGAGCCCAACAAUAGUGGCGGCAAAGAGAAUUGUGUCGAACUCUUUUCGAAUGGAAAAUGGAACGACAAAUCCUGUGGGGAAAAAAGGCUCCUGAUCUGUGAAUUUUAUAUGCUGCUUUGUCCUUUCUACACCCUGGUGCUGGCAGUGUCCCUGGUGAAAUCAUCAGAUCCUGAGACAUGCAGGUGUGAAGAGAAAGUCAACAUUUGCUCUGUGGUUCCUGGCAUUAAUGGAUUGCCAGGAACCCCAGGGAGCAAUGGCUUGCCAGGAAGAGAUGGGAAGGAAGGACCUCCAGGGCCAAAAGGGGAUUCAGGAUUAAAAGGAAUACAGGGACCUCCGGGAAAAGCUGGACCACCUGGCUCAAAAGGAGAUGAAGGGCUGAAAGGGGAAAAAGGAGAUAGUGCAGGUAAAGAGCUUGACGUUCUCAAAACUCAGAUUCGUGAUUUACAGGCAGAGCUGAAGGUCCUGAAAGAGACUGCAAGAAAGAAUCAGGAAGAUAUUCAAGUGUCUGCUUUCCCAACCUUCACCAUAAUCGGAACCAAAAAAUUUGCAUCUAAUGGAGCUGAAGCCAACUUUGAAACUGCCAAGGCCACCUGCUCCAAAUUUGGAGGAAAACUGGCUUCUCCAAGAAAUGAGGAAGAAAACGCUGCUCUAGCAAAACUGGUUUCCAAGUUUGGAAGACACGCUUUUCUUGGGAUGACAGACCGGGAGACAGAAGGUACUUUUAAGCACCUCAACGGGGACCCAAUGCGAUACUCACGAUGGGCAGGUGGCGAACCUAAUGGACAAGAAGAAGAUUGCAUAGAGUUGUACCCGGAUGGCCAAUGGAAUGACAUUACUUGCAAUUCAAAUCGAUUAAUCAUCUGUGAGUUUUAAUUCAACCAUCCUUCUAAGUUUGACUGGGUAGCAAGAACAGGACAUUCACCUAUAAUUUCAGAACAUGAGCCAAAUGGCCUUAUUCAUUCUGAUAUUCUAAAAAAAAAACCUAUCAAGGUUUCACAAGGCUGUACAAGGUUUGCUUGGGCAACUGUCAAAAGACGAACAAGCAUUGGGGCCAUUUCAUAUAAUUUAAUUCAGUUUGUUGCACUUUGGAGGCUACUUAAAAAAAUGUGGAUUUAUGAGAAAUAUUUGUGAUAAUACAAUUAAUAAAUAAUGUACUGGUAAUUGUCGUGUUCAGAUAAUCACAUAUUAAACUGUCUCCUUAAUGUAACAUUUAUUUGUGUUUUACUAGUUAAAUAUACUGUAUGUAAUGUGUGCAAUUAUAUAUUCCACCAAACCAAUAUCUCUUAAUUGCCUUUUAACAUUUUAGCAAUCAUCUUAUACGGACUGCUUAUGGCUUUCAAUGCAAAAUCCUUUCCAGAUGAUGACAGGGGUUGGCAAAACCUUUUCCAUUUUAAAAGAAGCCCAAAUAGACAACAAUUGUACUACCUU